AUGACUAAAUGUGAAUGCAAGGUUAUAGUUAUCAUUACAGUCAUUGCUGAUGGUGUGAACAGGUGUCUUGUGUAUUUUGCAAGUGUAUUAAUUGAAAUGAUUGUUGGUCAGGCCGGGACGUCCAGCUCAGAGAUGUUGAUCAGUAACACACAGCUGAGACACGCGGGACGUUACAGCUGUACAGCGCAGACGCCGGUGGACAACGUCACGGUCUCCGCGGAGCUGGUGGUCAGAGGUCCCCCAGGUCCUCCUGGAGGUGUGCGUGUGGACGAGGUGAUGACCAGCAGCGUGAGG
Molecule: messenger RNA, 294 nt
Organism: Sinocyclocheilus anshuiensis
Lineage: Eukaryota; Metazoa; Chordata; Actinopteri; Cypriniformes; Cyprinidae
Product: contactin-1a-like
Exons: 2
Source: RefSeq, a predicted model, not a curated record